AUGCCAAUCCUAAAGAAAGCCACAGAGAAGAAAGAGAAUGAAAUGCACAGCCAAGAUGAAAUGGUAGUCCCCAAGCUUCCAGUGCCACCACUGCAACAGACAUUGCACAUGUACCUUCAGUGCAUGAAACAUUUGGUGUCGGAAGAACAGUAUAAGAAGACCCAGGUCAUAGUAGAGAGGUUUGGAGCAGCAGGAGGCCCAGGAGAGCUCCUUCAGCAAAAGCUUCUCGAAAGACGGGAAAAACUUGACAAUUGGGUUUUAAACUACUGGCUAGAUGAUAUGUACCUCAACAACCGAUCAGCUCUUCCAGUCAAUUCAAGCCCAGCAAUUAUCUUUGCCCACCAACAAUUCCAAGACGCAAAUGACCAACUGAGGUUUGCUGCCAAUCUCAUUUCUGGAGUUCUCGAUUAUAAAGCUCUGCUGGACACCCAUGCUGUACCUGUUGAUUUUGCUCGUGGGCAGCUGUCUGGCCAUCCUCUCUGUAUGAAGCAAUACUAUGGACUCUUUUCUUCCUAUCGUCUUCCAGGACAUACCAAAGAUACCCUCGUGGCCCAGAAAAGCAAUAUCAUGCCCGAACCAGAACAUAUUAUUAUUGCUUGUAACAAUCAGUUUUUUGUUUUGGAUGUUGUCAUUAACUUCCGCCGUCUCAGCGAGGGGGAUCUUUUUACUCAGUUACGUAAGAUAGUCAAAAUGUCAGAGAAUGAAGAAGAGAGACUGCCUCCCAUUGGUCUCCUGACAUCGGAUGGGAGGACAGAGUGGGCCGAAGCCAGGACGAUCCUUGUUGAAGAUUCUACAAACCGAGACUCACUUGAUAUGAUUGAACGAAGCCUGUGCUUAGUAUGUCUUGAUAGCCCAAGUGGGGAAGAACUCAACGAUACCAACAUGGCUUUGCAACUUCUACAUGGAGGAGGCUACAAUAAAAAUGGUGCCAACCGUUGGUACGAUAAGCCCAUGCAGUUUGUCGUCGGAAGAGAUGGAGUCUGUGGAACGGUGUGCGAACAUUCCCCUUUCGAAGGGAUUGUCCUGGUACAGUGCAUCGAACAUUUGCUCAGACACAUGAAAGAAGGUGCAAAGAAAUUGGUGAGAGCAGAUUCAGUGAGCGAACUUCCUGCUCCAAGGAGAUUAAGGUGGAAAUGUUCCCCCGAAAUUCAGGGACACUUGGCAUCAGCAGCAGACAAGCUUCAAAGGACGGUGAAGAAUCUAGAUUUUAUUGUUUAUAAAUUUGAAAACUACGGAAAAGAGUUUAUUAAGAAACAGAAGAUGAGCCCAGAUGCAUAUAUCCAAGUGGCACUGCAACUGACAUUUUACAGAUUGAACGGGAGACUUGUCCCCACCUAUGAAAGUGCUUCCAUACGGCGAUUUGAAGAGGGAAGAGUAGACAACAUCCGGUCUGCAACUCCUGAAGCUUUAGCUUUUGUAAAAGGAAUGAUAGAUAAAAAAACAUCCUUAAAGGACUCUGAGAAAAUGCAGCGUUUUAAGGAUGCAAUAACAGCUCAAACAAAUUACACUAUUUUGGCUAUUACAGGAAUGGCAAUAGACAAUCAUUUGCUGGGACUGAGAGAGAUGGCCCGUGAACACUUCAAACAACUGCCAGACAUAUUUACUGAUGAAACAUAUUUAACAAGCAAUCGAUUUAUUCUCUCCACCAGCCAGGUUCCAACCACCAUGGAAAUGUUCUGCUGCUACGGCCCUGUGAUCCCUAGUGGCUAUGGAGCCUGUUAUAAUCCACAGCCAGAGCAUCUCUUGUUCUGCAUUUCAAGCUUUAAAGACUGCAAAGAGACGUCCUCCAGCAAAUUUGCUAAAGCCCUGGGAGAAAGCCUUGUGGAUAUGAAGGAGCUGUGCAACAAAUGCAAAUCGAUUCAGGCAAGCCCCCCAGUGAAACAAGAAGCCCCCUCAACAUCUCAACCUGGUCCUAAGCACUAACUCCAGGUGCUCUCCAUAACCCCUUCCUUCCUUCCGUUUUGCAGAUGCUUCUUAAGGCAGACCAGUGUUGCUGUACAAAAAGCAAGCUGUAAAAGGGAGCCUAUUUACGACAGAGAGGAGAUGGCCAUUUUUCUUUUGCUAGGAUUUUUCUACUGGUAUUUAUCACGGUGAUAGCUUAAAUGAUCUUC
Messenger RNA from Elgaria multicarinata webbii, 2111 nucleotides. RefSeq names its product choline O-acetyltransferase (gene CHAT). The transcript is spliced from 14 exons. Gene Ontology annotation, biological process: neuromuscular synaptic transmission; acetylcholine biosynthetic process. Bases 1 to 1923 code for a protein of 640 amino acids. NCBI's taxonomy places the organism in Eukaryota, Metazoa, Chordata, Lepidosauria, Squamata, Anguidae. The record is from RefSeq and is a predicted model, not a curated record. Gene Ontology annotation, molecular function: choline O-acetyltransferase activity. Gene Ontology annotation, cellular component: cytoplasm; neuron projection.